AUGGGACUGCCAGCUAGAAAUGACUCCUUCGUGACUGAGUUUAUUCUUGCUGGAUUAACAGGCCGCCCAGAGCUCCAGCAAACCCUCUUCUACCUGUUCCUGAUCAUCUACAUCAUCACCCUGGUGGGCAACCUUGGCUUGAUUGUCCUCAUCGGUCUAAAUGCUCACCUCCACACCCCCAUGUACUAUUUCCUUUUCAACCUGUCCUUCAUCGACCUCUGUUACUCCUCUGUUUUCACUCCAACAAUGCUGAUGACCUUUGUGUCAAGGAAGGGUGUCAUCUCCUAUGCUGGGUGCAUGACGCAGCUGUUUUUCUUUCUCUUUUUUGUCAUCUCUGAAUGCUACGUGCUGACCUCAAUGGCCUAUGACCGUUAUGUGGCCAUCUGCAGCCCGUUACUGUAUAAGGUCACUAUGUCCCCUUGGGUCUGCGCUGUGCUGUCCUCCGCUUCAUAUGUGAUGGGACUUGCUGGAGCCACUGUCCACACAGGGUGCAUGCUGAGACUGACCUUCUGCCGUGCCAACACCAUCAACCACUACCUGUGUGACAUUCUGCCCCUUCUCCAGCUUUCUUGCACCAGCACUUUUGUCAACGAGGUAGUAGUUGUUGUUGUCGUCGGUGUUAAUAUCACGCUGCCCAGUCUCACCAUUCUAAUUUCUUACAUUUUCAUCCUCACUGCUAUUCUCCAUAUACAAUCCACACAAGGACGGUCAAAAGCCUUCAGGACGUGUAGCUCUCACAUCAUUGCCCUUUGUCUUUUCUUUGGGUCGGCAGCAUUUAUGUAUCUUAAAUAUUCUUCCCCUGGCUCUAUGGACCAGGGGAAAGUUUCUUCAGUUUUCUAUACGAAUGUAGUGCCUAUGCUCAAUCCCCUGAUCUACAGUCUGAGGAAUAAGGAUGUCAAAGUUGCACUGAGGAGAGUCCUGGUUAAAAUUCGGAGAGGAAACCUAUUCUAA
Molecule: messenger RNA, 951 nt
Organism: Tupaia belangeri chinensis (Chinese tree shrew)
Lineage: Eukaryota; Metazoa; Chordata; Mammalia; Scandentia; Tupaiidae
Product: olfactory receptor 8B3
Exons: 1
Coding region: 1-951 (316 amino acids)
Biological process (GO): G protein-coupled receptor signaling pathway
Cellular component (GO): membrane
Molecular function (GO): G protein-coupled receptor activity; olfactory receptor activity
Source: RefSeq, a predicted model, not a curated record